UAAUACUUUUAUAUAUUUAAAUAUUUAAUAUUUAAAAUACGUUAUUUUAUCUAUAUAAUUUUUUGAUUUGUGACGCAUUGCCUACAGUAAAUAGAUUGCAGUGCAAGUGCAAUGUAAUGCAUUCUUAUGUGGAUAAAGUUUUGAUUCAAGGUAAUUUGAUCUGAACAUCACAAUGGAAGUUUUAAAUCAUUUUGGCAAUAUUGAUGAAAGCGUGGAUGAAAAUACAAUUAGCAAUGACAAUGUCGGCGUAGUUUUAGAAGAAGCAGAAAUAAUAGAUUGCGACACAGAAAUAGAGACAGUCACAGAAGAAGAUAAUAUUCAGUAUCAAUUAUGUGAAGUAAAUAGAAAUGAUAAUGCAGUAGCGUACCGUGUGGUACAAGUUGGUGAUAAUCAUACAAAUAACACUGAAUUAUCAAUAGCUGCACCUAUAAAUAACACGGUUCAAGUUUUGACAUCACCUAUAAAUGGUCAGUUCUACGUACUUAGUAAUAGUAAUGAAGUAGUUACCUCAGAAACUACAAGAACAGUUGCACCACGUGUUAAACUUCAAAUAGAUAAUCCACAAAAUAUCCUUACUACCAUUAAAAAGAGAGAUGAAAGAAGAAGGGUAACACAUAAUGAAGUUGAAAGACGCCGUAGGGAUAAAAUUAAUAAUUGGAUUUCAAAAUUGGGGAAGCUCUUACCUGAGUGUGAACAAAAUUCAACUGGAGAUGGAGAUGUAAAAACCAAUUUUGAGUUACAGAGUAAAGGAGGAAUUUUAGCAAGGGCAUGCCAGUACAUUACAGAAUUACGAGAUGUUCAAGAAAGUUUCUCACAAAGUUUAGAUGAAAAUGCUCAAUUGUUAGAAGAAGCUAGAACUCUAAGGCAAGUGGUAAAUCAAUUGAGGAAAGAGAAUUCUGAAUUAAAAGCUCAAAUUGCAAAAAGUACCACAUACAUACUAGGUACCUAAUUUUCAUGAAUACAUAUAAUAAAUAGUAAUA
This is a messenger RNA of Bombus pascuorum, 980 nucleotides long. RefSeq names its product upstream stimulatory factor 1-like. Lineage: Eukaryota; Metazoa; Arthropoda; Insecta; Hymenoptera; Apidae. The record is from RefSeq and is a predicted model, not a curated record. Gene Ontology annotation, biological process: regulation of transcription by RNA polymerase II. The coding region runs from base 173 to 949 and encodes 258 amino acids. The transcript is spliced from 4 exons. Gene Ontology annotation, molecular function: DNA-binding transcription factor activity, RNA polymerase II-specific; protein dimerization activity; RNA polymerase II cis-regulatory region sequence-specific DNA binding.